CCCGCGGCGCAUGCGCAGGGUCAGCAGCCGGCAGAACCCGAUCUCGGUUAGGUCCCGCGAUAUCUCCUCCUUCCAGCCGACCUUCCUUGAGGGCCGCUUCCGGGAGACUAACGACCGGUUCCGGAGUGACCGGUGUCUGCUCUCUCCUUCUUACUUCUCCGCUCCGGGUCCCCUAACCCCCAUUUCCAGGCUGGUGGCCUAAGGUGGAACCUCCCUGCCCCCACCCCGUUACGGAGAGCGCGCGCUGCGCCCGGGAGCCAAUCAGCCACCGCCUUAGGCCACCAUGUCGGAAUCUGGUCACAGUCAGCCGGGGCUCUACGGCAUAGAGCGGCGGCGGCGGUGGAAGGAGCCGGGCCCCGGCGGCCCUCAGAACCUCUCUGGACCUGGUGGUCGGGAGAGAGACUACAUUGCGCCGUGGGAGAGAGAGCGGCGGGAUGGCAGCGAAGAGACCAGCGCGGCAGCGGUCAUGCAGAAGACCCCCAUCAUCCUCUCAAAGCCUCCAGCAGAGCGGUCGAAGCAGCCUGCGGCCCCGGCAGCCCCCGUGGCCCCGCCGGCUCCAGCCCCUCUGGAGAAGCCCAUCGUCCUCAUGAAGCCCCGGGAGGAGGCCAAGGGGCCUGCAGCCGCGUCCCCCGCUUCGACCCCCGAGGGCACUGCCCCACCACCCCCGGCAGCCCCGGCGCCACCCAAGGGAGAGAAGGAAGGGCAGAGACCGACACAGCCUGUGUACCAGAUCCAGAACCGGGGCAUGGGCACCGCAGCCCCCGCGGCCAUGGACCCCGUCGUGGGUCAAGCUAAGCUGCUGCCCCCAGAACGCAUGAAGCACAGCAUCAAGCUGGUAGACGAUCAGAUGAACUGGUGCGACAGUGCCAUCGAGUACCUGUUGGACCAGACUGAUGUGUUGGUGGUCGGCGUCCUGGGCCUCCAGGGGACAGGCAAAUCCAUGGUCAUGUCGCUGCUGUCAGCCAACACUCCCGAGGAGGACCAGAGGGCCUACGUUUUCCGGGCCCAGAGUGCUGAGAUGAAGGAGCGGGGCGGCAACCAGACGAGCGGCAUCGACUUCUUCAUCACGCAGGAGCGGAUCGUCUUCCUGGACACGCAGCCCAUCCUGAGCCCGUCCAUCCUGGACCAUCUCAUCAACAAUGACCGCAAGCUGCCCCCGGAAUACAACCUGCCACACACCUAUGUGGAGAUGCAGUCCCUGCAGAUCGCCGCCUUCCUCUUCACUGUGUGCCACGUGGUGAUCGUCGUGCAGGACUGGUUCACAGACCUCAGUCUGUACAGGUUCUUGCAGACGGCUGAGAUGGUGAAGCCCUCCACCCCAUCCCCCAGCCAUGAGCCGAGCAGCUCGUCCGGCUCUGACGAAGGCACCGAGUACUACCCCCACCUGGUCUUUCUGCAGAACAAGGCUCGCCGAGAAGACUUCUGUCCCCGCAGGCUGAGGCAAAUGCACCUCAUGAUUGACCAGCUCAUGGCCCACUCUCACCUGCGCUACAAGGGCACCCUGUCCAUGCUGCAGUGUGACAUCUUCCCGGGGCUGCCGCCCGACUUUCUGGACUCGGAGGUCAACCUGUUCCUGGUGCCCUUCAUGGACAACGAGACGGAGAGCGAGAACCCGCCCAGAGCAGGCCCCGGCUCCAGCCCACUCUUCUCCCUGCUGCCCGGGUACCGUGGCCACCCGAGUUUCCAGUCAUUGGUGAGCAAGCUCCGCAGCCAGGUGAUGUCCAUGGCCCGGCCGCAGCUGUCGCACACCAUCCUCACCGAGAAGAACUGGUUCCACUACGCCGCUCGGAUCUGGGAUGGGGUGAAAAAGUCCUCAGCCCUGGCGGAGUACAGCCGCCUGCUGGCCUGAGGCUGGGCGCAGCGGCGUGCAGGGCGCCGAUCGGGUCCCCAGUGGAUGGCGAGGGAGCGCAGAGUCCUCCCCACACGUGGGCGGGAGCGCGGCCUCGGGCCUGACAGACGAGGACACGGACCAGGCAGGCCCCCGGGGCCCAGCCCUCGCUCUCAGGGAGCAUUGUCCAGGGGGUGACACUGAGAGCUCAGACUUGGGCAGCGCCUUCGGGGUCCCCGACCAGGCCUGGCUGGGGAGGUGUCUAGAUGGUCCCUGGCAGCCCAGGCUCCAGCUUGACCUCCAUCUUCAGGGGCAGCAGCAGGACCUGUCCCCCGGCGAGGUGGGUCUGGGGAGCGUGGGAGCGGACCCUCCAUGUGCCCGUGCCCACCUGAGCUGGCGCCCGCCCUCCAGACCUGCCUCUCUCGAGGCAUCCUCACGGGCCGAGGCCUGGGAAGCAGGUGGAAACAGUCUCUGCUGAGGUGGCCGCCAGAGAAGGGGUGUUGUUCCCCCGGGGUGACCUCAGACUCUCACCUGGGACUCGAGGGGCAAAUGCCGUGACUCCUCGCAUCCGCUCUCCCCGGUGAGCACUGGCCCAGUAGAACGCGGACUCACCGGGAUGGGUCGGCUCCACUUAGACAGGGCGUGGGGUGGGGUCACGGCACCACCCCUUGUUCCUCAGUGCUGUGUGGGAGCCCCACGCAACGAAGCCUAGCGUGUCCCCGAGGCCAGGUCAGUGCACUGCGGCCACAUGCGUGCAGCCCACCACUGCCGAAGGUGGGAACCAGGCCGAGUGGGUGUUUUUGACAAACAGGUUCUAAUUCCCCCAGAGAGGCGCCUGCUGGGGGCUUCCCAGCGAGGAAGGGUCUCCUGUGAGCAACAAACCUGGACUGGCCCCUGAGUUCCACGGGGUGUGGCCAACAAACAAGGAAAAUAAAGAUGCGGCUUCCUUUG
Sorex araneus (European shrew) is the source of this 2779-nucleotide messenger RNA. It is a transcript of the gene SMG9, whose product is annotated as SMG9 nonsense mediated mRNA decay factor. The transcript has 14 exons. The record is from RefSeq and is a predicted model, not a curated record. Bases 284 to 1849 code for a protein of 521 amino acids. NCBI's taxonomy places the organism in Eukaryota, Metazoa, Chordata, Mammalia, Eulipotyphla, Soricidae. Gene Ontology annotation, biological process: nuclear-transcribed mRNA catabolic process, nonsense-mediated decay.